AUAUUGUUCCGAAUCGGAUAUUUAUGUGAAGGUGGAUAAAUUUCGCAGCUGAGAAUAAAAAUCUGUUGCACAAAAUAGGAUUUAAGACGUUUAAUUGCAGAACUUUUUUAAUAGUUGCAGUGAAAUUUUAAAGUCUUCGACUUUAGUCACUUGAAUAAAUAGAUAUUUUUUGAAAAUUUUCGAUUUUACCUUAUAUUAUGGCACAGUCACCAAGAAGUCCUAAAUCACCAGGUUCAAAAUUCAAUUACGGCAAUGAAGAUCCUUCCUUUUGGGAGAAACUUGGAACAUUGGGAAGAAAGAAGAAGAUUAAAGAAGUUCAAGAGAUUCAAGCUGAGGGGCAAUAUGCAAUUGAUUCGCCAGGAAAACCAAGUGCACCGGCAAUACCUCCAGAGGAUUACAAUUUGAACGACAAUGAGCAACGUUCUAUAAUUCAACCACAAUGUUUGAAUAUGCCAGAUGUUCGAGAUUUGUUCCAAACACUCAUUGAGUGGAUUAAUGACGAAUUAGUUGAUGAAAGAAUAAUUGUUUCAAAUAUCGAACAAGAUUUAUACGAUGGUCAGGUCUUGCAUAAGCUUUGGGAGAAAUUGACAGGAAAUAAGUUAGAUGUUCUAGAAGUCACACAAUCAGAAGAAGGUCAACGUCAGAAGUUGACAGUUGUGUUGAAUGCAGUUAAUCAUACUCUCGGCUUUCAUCACACCUCACCAAAAUGGACCGUUGACAGCAUCCAUUGCAAGAAUGUCGUUUCAACUUUACAUCUUCUUGUUGCUCUCGUUCGUCAUUUCCGAGCUCCAAUUCGCUUGCCUGAAAAUGUUUCUGUAACAGUUGUCGCGGUAAAGAAAAGUGGCACAAAAUUAACUGCAGAAAAAUACGAAGAACAAAUUACUUCAACUUAUGACGACGUUGGAAUGCGUUGCGAACGUGAUGCUUUUGACACUCUUUUCGAUCAUGCACCUGAAAAACUUCAAGUCGUUAAAAAGUCCCUUGUUACAUUUGUUAACAAGCAUUUAAAUAAAUUGAACUUUGAAGUGGUCGAUUUGGGAACAGAUUUCAAGGAUGGAGUUUAUUUGUGCCUUUUGAUGGGUUUACUUGGUGGAUUCUUUACUCCCCUUCAUGAAUUCCAUUUGACACCUAAGGACACUGAACAAAUGAUUCAAAAUGUUGCCUUCUCAUUCGAUUUGAUGCAAGAUGUUGGAUUACCAAAGCCAAAAGCUCGUCCCGAAGACAUUGAAGUAACCGAAACAGCGGAGCCGACAACAUCAUUGCCUACAACCGAGAAGACGCCUCACGAAAGUCGAACAUACAGACCAAGAAGAGAAAAAUGUACACCACCAGCCAUCGAACAAUUUCCACCACCUCUCAUGCCUGCAAGCUGGCGAACGCAUGGCGGUAUUGUUAUUCACAUUCUCGUAGCGAUUUUCACAUUUCUUGGACUAGCGAUUGUUUGCGACGAUUAUUUCGUAUCAAGUUUAGAUAGAAUUUGUGAAGAAUUGAAGCUUUCGCCUGAUGUUGCUGGUGCUACAUUCAUGGCAGCUGGUUCAUCUGCACCCGAACUUGCAACCGUUAUAAUUGGAGUAUUUUUUGCUAAAGAUGAUAUUGGUGUAAGUGGCGUCAUAGGAUCUGCUGUAUUCAACAUCAUGUUUGUCAUUUCUGUAUGUUGUUUAUGUUCGGGAACAGUAUCGCAACUUAAUUGGUGGCCAUUGGUGCGCGAUUGCACAUUUUAUUCGUUUUCAAUACUCGUUAUGCUCGUUGUUAUAUGGAACGAAAAGAUUUACUGGUAUGAAGCACUCAUCAUGAUGAUUUGUUAUGUGUUUUAUUGUGUGGCUCUGCAUUUCAACACGGCAUUGGAAAAAUGGGCACAACCUUACAUCCUCAAACUUCCAAUAAAACUUCCAACUCGGGAAGAACAGUCAGCUUUAGUUACUUUUAAAAAUGCUCCUGAUUCAUCGUACACCCAAGGAACACAAAAUAUUGACGCAACAAGUCCCCAACAAGAAUUGAAUGAACCCCAACCAGAUACAAGUAUUUAUGACCCUAACUCAAGUUGGGAUCCAAAUGCAGCAUGGGGCGAAGAGUCAAAUGCUGCACCGCCAGCAGCUCAAGCUACAAAUUCAUGGAACUCUAAUUCUUCAUAUAAUGAUAGCUGGGGUGACAAUAGUGCUGGAGCACAAAACUAUGGAUACAUUCAAAGUGAGAAUGAUGGAUCAGCUGUAGUGGAAGGGAAACCUUCUGCCGUUUCGACAACAACCGCAAUACAAAAUAAUAACGAUCAAGAUUAUUACAAACCUAAAGAUCAACGCCCCGAUCUUCCCGAUCCAUUGUUGAAACCAGAAAAUGCUGAUCUCUUAACAAAAAUAAACUGGCAUGUUGUUUAUCCGAUUCAUUAUAUGUGUCGUCUUACAAUGGUUGAUGUGAAGCAAGACAGAUAUAAAAAUUGGUAUCCGUUGACAUUUCUCAUCUCGAUGGUUUGGAUUUCGUUCUACUCAUAUUUUAUGGUUUGGAUGAUCACGAUAAUUGGAUUUUCUCUUGGCAUUCCUGACACUGUAAUGGGAUUAACAUUUGUAGCCGCUGGUGUAUCAGUUCCUGAUGCUCUCAGUUCCAUUGCUGUUAUAAAAGAAGGAUAUGGUGACAUGGCAGUUAGUAAUGCGGUUGGUUCAAAUGUUUUCGAUAUUCUUAUCUGUUUGGGAUUGCCAUGGUUUAUACAAACUGCCAUCAUUCUGCCGAAUUCACAUGUUAAUGUGAUUUCAAAAGGAAUCGUUUUGAUGUUCUGGUAUUUGUUCUUCAUAACACUGGCAUCACUUUACGAGUUAAAUGUGUUUGGCAAUUUGCAUCCGCCAGAAUGCUCCAGCGACUAUUAAAUGCUAUUAUAAAAUAAAGAAUCGAUAUCGUGUGUUAUCUGCUUAACAGUAACAAACAUAAGAAAAUGCCUCAAUCCAAAGUAAUUUAUUCCUCAUGUAAUCGCAACAUGAAACUAUAGCUAAUCAUUGACACGAAACAAACGAAUAUAAAUGCAAUAUGUGAUCCUUAAUCCAUUAGUUAAAUACUUAAUCCUUCUGCAAAUUAAGCAACUACAAAACCAAUUAUUGAACAAUUUAAAAGAAAACGUAAUGUGAAAAGUCAUAUUUGAGGAAGGAGAAAUUUUAAACUUAACGAUAUCUUAAGGUGACAAAAAUGAUAAAGAAGAGAUUAUUUAUUAAUGACAACAAUUACUUAUGUGACGACUCGUUGAUGACAAUAUUAGUUUAGUAAAAUUUCCCAUAUUUCUUUCUAUAAAUCUCUUAAAUAUAUUUCACAAAAAUUAUAAGAAAAUCAUGAAAAGAAAAUUUUAUCUAGUGAAGAAUUCUCCAAUCUAAUGAUUGUCUUUAGCACCAAUGAAAGAUUCAUAACGACAUCAUAUAUGUAUCAAAAUUAUUGAUUAGUACUUAUAAUUAUGUUGAGAGUUAUUAGGUUGUCGAAACAAAAACCAAAAAUGAUCAAACGUUUGGUUUAAUUUAUUAAUAAAUAAUUUAAUUAGAAUGAAAUUUAUGCAAACACCAAUAUAAUUGGUGGAAAUCUAGUCAAUUUAAAGUAUCAAAGUCAAUUUUUUAUUAACAGUACGCAUCAUUGUUGAGUAUUUGUUUAUUUUAUCGAUUAAAUAUACAUAAAUAGUCAAGUGUGAGAUGAUCAUUACAAAUAGUAAGUUAUAUGGAGUCAAUUAAUUGAAAGAAAAAAGCAAGCACAACACAAUCGAAUCACAAAAAGUAUUUAUGUAUCAACAAACGCUUCUGUUCAUUCUAAAUAAUGAUUAUUGUCUAUUCAUUCUAUCCCAAAGUUACCUACUUUCCUUAUUCAUUAAUUGAGAGUUCUUAAAAGAGUUAGCAGUAAAUUUUGAAAAAGAAAACAAAAACAUAUUUUAUUCGACGUUCACAUGCAUUAAAGUAAUUCGCUGUAAAAUCGAUGAUAAUAAAAAUGAAAUUCAAUUAUAAGCAUUCAUCAUAACGAAAGACAACAUGUAAAGACAACAAAGAAAUUAUUACAUUAAAUGAAGAGUGUAAAGUCAAAGAAUAGAACUAACACAACAUCCACCCUUUUAUUCAUCCUGAGAGAAAUAAUAAUACCUACUAAUAAAACAAAAAGAAAUUAAAGUGUUAAUUGUUGAAAAAUAAAUGAAAAAGAGAUAAAAAGUUAUAAAAAU
This is a messenger RNA of Clunio marinus, 4171 nucleotides long. The record is from the annotation of a GenBank genome assembly. NCBI's taxonomy places the organism in Eukaryota, Metazoa, Arthropoda, Insecta, Diptera, Chironomidae.